AUGCCUUCCGAUCUCUGCCCCGUGUAUGCCCCGUUCUUCGGAGCGAUGGGCUGCACCAGCGCCAUCGUCUUCACCUGCUUCGGUGCCGCCUACGGUACUGCGAAGGCCGGCGUGGGUAUCUCCGCCAUGGGUGUCUUAAGACCUGAUCUCAUCGUCAAGAACAUCAUUCCAGUCAUUAUGGCUGGUAUCAUUGCCAUCUACGGUCUCGUCGUCUCGGUCCUGAUCUCCAACAACCUGGCACAAGAAGUCUCGCUCUUCGCCGGCUUCAUCCAGCUUGGCGCUGGUCUCUCUGUCGGUCUCGCCGGUCUUGCUGCUGGCUUCGCCAUCGGAAUUGUCGGUGAUGCUGGUGUCCGCGGUACCGCGCAACAGCCAAGGUUGUUCGUCGGAAUGAUUCUGAUUCUCAUUUUCGCCGAAGUGCUUGGUCUCUACGGUCUCAUUGUUGCUCUGCUCAUGAACUCGAGAGCAAGCGACUCCCAGUGCUAA
Saxophila tyrrhenica is the source of this 483-nucleotide messenger RNA. It is a transcript of the gene CUP5, whose product is annotated as vacuolar ATPase V0 domain subunit c. The record is from RefSeq and is a predicted model, not a curated record. NCBI's taxonomy places the organism in Eukaryota, Fungi, Ascomycota, Dothideomycetes, Mycosphaerellales, Extremaceae. Gene Ontology annotation, biological process: proton transmembrane transport. Gene Ontology annotation, cellular component: membrane; proton-transporting V-type ATPase, V0 domain. The coding region runs from base 1 to 483 and encodes 160 amino acids. Gene Ontology annotation, molecular function: proton-transporting ATPase activity, rotational mechanism. The transcript has 5 exons.